Messenger RNA from Ylistrum balloti, 3773 nucleotides. RefSeq names its product ubiquitin carboxyl-terminal hydrolase 44-like. Gene Ontology annotation, molecular function: cysteine-type deubiquitinase activity; zinc ion binding. The coding region runs from base 67 to 2193 and encodes 708 amino acids. Gene Ontology annotation, biological process: protein deubiquitination. Gene Ontology annotation, cellular component: cytoplasm. NCBI's taxonomy places the organism in Eukaryota, Metazoa, Mollusca, Bivalvia, Pectinida, Pectinidae. The transcript has 17 exons. The record is from RefSeq and is a predicted model, not a curated record.
UUCCUGUCUUGCUUUCCAAGCAGAAAUGAACAGCUUAAAAUGCAGUUAAUUUAAUAUAAAUUCUUCAUGGAAACUUGUUCUCAUCUAUCAAAAUGUCGACCAAAAUGGAGCAAUUGUUCCAUCAUUAACCCCCAGAAAUGGAUGUGCUACAUAUGUGGCACAACAGAGAGUGUCUGGGCUUGUUUAAACUGUCCAAAUGUGGCUUGUGGGAGAUUUAACCAAGAACAUGCCUUAAAACACUUCAGCGACAACAAGCAUCCUUUGUGUAUAGAAGUGAAUUCUAAGUAUGUCUACUGUUACCUCUGUGAUGAUUACGUUAUUAAUGAUAAUGCUGCUGGGGACCUUAGGACAAUCCGCAGUGCUCUGAGUGCCAUUGCUACCCAAACCUUCUGUGAUGUGGAGACCAAAGGCAUCAAAUUAUUGCGGUCCUACUCCCAUACUGCCAUAACUUCCACAUACACAUCCAAAGAAGAUGACAAAAUUGCUACAGCAGACUGGCACAGAAGACAAAAGGUCCUUGGGAAGACUUUUGCAGCAUGGCGAGCAUUGAUUUUGGAGGAAAAGAAUAAAAAGACCCCCCAAAAAAAUCAACGCCAAACACAUGUGUCUUCACCAUUAAGCCCAUUUCUACGAAAGCGUACACUAAUCCCAGGAAUUACUGGUCUGCGUAACCUUGGUAACACUUGUUACAUGAAUUCAAUCUUACAGAUCCUCAGUAAUUUAGAACAAUUCCGCGAAUACUUCAUGCAUUUGGAGACACCAUCUUCCAAGAGUGACAUGUCCUCCACCCCCACCUCUACUGCCCCAUCUCCCUCUCCACGGGCAUCAGCCAGGCUACUGUCUCGCCAGUCAUCAAUCAAAACACCUCACCUCAGUCGUCAGUCUACAGUGGAAUGCUUUCAGCAUUUAAUGACACCCAGCCAGUCUAAGAAUAGCAGCACAAAGAAAGGAGGACUAAGUGGGGGGUCCACAUCACGCAUGUCUGUCCGACGCCAGCUUAUCUGUACAGUGGAGGCCCAGAAUUCUUCUGCAGACAAAAUCUUUCUUCACCAAGAAUUGAAUGGUCUGUUCCGUGUGUUGUGGUCAGGACGAUGGGCACAGGUCAGUCCUCAUGCCCUUCUACAGGCUGUUUGGCUGGCCAUUCCCACCUUCAAGGGCUAUGCCCAGCAAGAUGCUCAGGAAUUUCUGUGUGAACUAUUGGACAAAGUACAACAAGAACUUGCUGUCAUCAAUGGUGCUGAAGAUAUUGUUAAUGAAACAUUCCAGGGAGAACUUGUCAGUCAGGUUACCUGCUUAAAGUGUAAGAAAGUAUCAGAAACCCAUGAACCUUACAUGGACUUGUCACUAGAAUUUCCCGAACGUUAUCAAAUCACAAAGGAAAAUUUCAAAGUGGCACAGGAUAUGUGUCAUGUAACAGAGAUGUUGGCAAAGUUCACCGACAUUGAGAAAUUAGAGGGAAAGAUUUAUUCAUGUGAAAAGUGCAAUAAGGGCAGACGGGGUAAGAGUCCAACAAAAGUGGUGUAUACAGAGGCCCAGAAACAAAUCCUGGUAAAGAAAUUACCUAAUGUCCUUCGUCUUCAUCUGAAGAGGUUCAGGUGGUCAGGACGUUUCCAUCGAGAGAAGAUUCUGACACAUGCUGCUUUUGACGAGAUGUUAGACAUGAAGCCAUUCUGUGUCUCUGAUGAGGAAGGGAAGGACAGCUACCAGUACCAACUACAAGGUGUGGUCAUUCACCAUGGAAAGGGCUUCGGCUGCGGACAUUAUACAUCCUAUUGUUGGAGUGUAGAAGGAGAUUCUUGGGUGGACUGUAAUGAUGCUAGAAUGCGACUUUGUCAACUAGAGGAUGUUCUGCUAAGUCAAGCUUAUAUACUAAUCUACACAAAAGUUGAGCAGACAAACAACAAUGCUUGUUCACUGGAAUCACAACUCACAGAUUCACAAAUGACAGACUCACAAAGCACAGUGACCUCAGAAAGUACAGACAUCUAUAGUCUUAAUGGAAGUGAGUUUACUCCUCCUCUGAGACGGCUCAACUCCUCACAAAUAAUAGACAAGGAAAUAACUUUCAAUUUCCUGACACCCGUCAUCAACUCAGGAGCUCCAAUCUCUGUGGGCAUAAAACGAGCAAGUCGUGACAGUGACCAGAACAUCAGUAAACGUGUGGUUAAAAGGCGAAGAUCCAUGUUGUGGUGAAGAGUCAUGACAACGACCAAACAUCAUGAAUGUGUGCUUGAAAAAAACAACGAUCCAUGUUAUGGUGAAAAAAGUAUUUGAUCGUGGAAUAAAGAGAUAGUUGUUCUGGGUCAUUUAAAUCAUUUGAUAUUCCAGCAGUCAAUGCAAUUGUCUUCAAUUUUACACGUGAGUGUAUUCUUAAAAUCAAAACAGUGAUGUUGUUCUGAUGAUUUCAUUACUGACUAUGUACACAAAUAUCAGUAAUUUUAACUCUUUUUAGAUGCAAGUGAAAUUUUAUAUUAAAACCCAUCGCAGAUUUGGAUGAAAAUGAUAUAUGUCCUCAAAAAAAAUAUCUUAUUUAUAAAUUUUUAUCACAUGUAAGAAGGUUGUAUUUCUCAAGUGAUGAAGGUUGAUAAGUACAAUAAAAUCAUUCAUUUUCAAAGGGCUCAUAUUUUGUGAUUUUCCAAAAACAUAUUGACACUUGAUUUUGUAGAUAAAUCUUGCACACAAAAUCCACUAGCACAAUAAUCCAUGUCAACUUUUAUCUCUAUUGUUUUGUAGACAUAUAAAUUUUUUGGAUUUAAGAAUUUCCAUGAAUUCAAGAAAAACAAAACCUCCAUGACAAUUAAUGAUUUAACAAUAUAUAUAGAAAAUUCCAAUAUCAAAAUCAGUAAGAAAAUUUCCUGAUAGUGAAAUAAUUCUAUAUUCCAUGAAUAGGUCAGAUAUGUUGAUUGCAAAUUUGACAGGCUGGUUAUAGUGUCUUGAGACCCACAAAACUAGCCAAAUUUUUUCACCUUUUGCAGCACUAUAAUCCUGAUAGGUACAGAUAUAAUGAUAUGGAUAAUAAUUCUGAUUUCUUUUAGUAUUGAAUAUUUGAUUAUUAAUAUCUAUAUUCUGACUGAAAAUAAAACCCAUUUCUUGCCAAUUGUCAGGUGAAUUUUAGUUGAUAAAUCCAUUUUCAGCACUUCUGGUGCAUUUUACGUGAUGUUCAUUGUUCUGGGAAGAUAGUGUACACAUUUUUAAUUUGUGUCUGUUAACUCUUCACAUUAGGGUCAUAUCAAAUGUCAAAACAAAUUCCAGAAUCUUAUUACCAUUUGCAAAUAUAUUAGCUGUGGAAUACUUUUCAAAUGACAGGAAGUUAAAAAAAUAAUCAGUCAUUCAAUGAUGAUGUAGAUGUAAAUUAUAGCCCUUAAGGCAAAACCUCAAGUUCAAUCUGAAAACUAUUAUGCACAUGUUAAUAUUUCUCUUUCUGCAUUAAAUAGGAGUUGACAUUCACUAGUAAAUCCGAAUAGGUACUAAUAUCAAAGCAUGUGUGUAUCCCACAUGCCAGGGAAUACAGAGUCCAUUUAAUUUAGGGACAGGUCUUCCACUCCUUUCAACAGUUCAGAACAAUUACUACCUAAUCCAAAUUCCAGACCACACAACUUUUCUCAAUCACCUGGUUCAUCAGUCGACAUUAAGUUUAGAUAGUCUGCAAUAUUUUCAUGACAUUUGUUAUCUUUGUAUUUUAAAAGUUUAAACAGACCAAUAUUUUUGUGAAAAUAGUCUGAUGAUUAUCAACAAACCAAUCAAUUUGUAAAAACAAGGCACCUAAUUUUCUA